Messenger RNA from Wyeomyia smithii (pitcher-plant mosquito), 460 nucleotides. RefSeq names its product lectin subunit alpha-like. The transcript has 2 exons. The record is from RefSeq and is a predicted model, not a curated record. Gene Ontology annotation, molecular function: signaling receptor activity. NCBI's taxonomy places the organism in Eukaryota, Metazoa, Arthropoda, Insecta, Diptera, Culicidae. Bases 32 to 430 code for a protein of 132 amino acids.
AGCUGUGCAGUGGAUCCGUAUAAGAAGCGAAAUGCAGAUUCGUUUGCGGGCGAAUUGGCACAAAGCCAAUGAGUUUUGUACAACACUUGGAAUGGUUUUUGUAUCGAUGAAAUCUCAAGUAGAACACAACGAACUGAUUCGAUUUGUAGAGAAGAUGGAUAAAUUUUCCAAUGCCACCAGAUUCUGGAUCGGCGCCAGCGAUCUUGCGGAGGAAGGAACCUAUACCUGGGUAUCCAGUGGUCAGUUGUUGACCUUCUCUAACUGGGCUGAUAACGAACCGAACAACGAAAACCAUGCUGAACACUGUAUUGAAAUUAUUCUCAAUAUAUACGUGAAUCGUGUUUGGCAAUGGAAUGACAACGAGUGCCGUAAUCCUAGGGAAUAUUUCAUUUGCGAAGGUGUCGAUAAACAUUGUAUUGAGAAUUUUUAGAAUAAAAAGUGAUUAAAAUAGAUACGAAUA